Molecule: messenger RNA, 1743 nt
Organism: Gordionus sp. m RMFG-2023
Lineage: Eukaryota; Metazoa; Nematomorpha; Gordioida; Chordodea; Parachordodidae
Product: ATP-dependent DNA helicase pif1-like
Exons: 3
Coding region: 1-1743 (580 amino acids)
Biological process (GO): DNA repair; telomere maintenance
Molecular function (GO): DNA helicase activity
Source: RefSeq, a predicted model, not a curated record
AUGUAUUCCGUUCAUCCUAAUUCUGGUGAACGAUUCUUCCUUCGAUUAUUAUUACUUCAUGUUUGCGGGGCUACAAGUUUUGAUUAUUUAAAAACUAUUAAUGGAAUUUUAAUGAGUACUUUUAAAGAGGCAGCUAUUAAAAGAAAUUUGUUAUCAGAUGAUAAAGAGUGGGAAUCAUGCUUAGAAGAGGGAUCAAUAUAUCAAAUGCCGUCACAACUUCGGAGUACUUUUGCCUUUAUCUGCAUUUUUUGUCAGCCUGAAAAUCCUGCAUAUCUAUGGAAUAGGUUCAGAUUUAUGAUGAUUGAAGAUUAUUUGCGUCAAAAUUCAGAAGUAAUUGCAAUAAACAUGGCUUUAAUGGACAUUGAAAACGUUUUUCUUGAUCAUGGUUUAUGCUGUCAAAGUUUUGAUCUUCCUUCACCUACAAAAAUCCCCCCAAAACAACAUUAUGAUGCCCAUGUUGAAGCUGCCGAUUCAAUCGAGCCGAUUGAAUUAGAAAAUAUUCCAGAAAGAUAUUUCUUCGUGGAUGGCCCUGGAGGUUCAGAGCAAAAAAAUCAAAUUGUAUUGCCUUUUGCAACCACCGGCAUAUCCUCUAUUCUUUUAAAGGGGGGAAGAACCAUCCAUAGCGGAUUUAAAUUACCUGUGCCUACCUUUGAAACUUCUACAUCCCAUAUGAAUUUACAUAGUUCGCUAGCUCUAGAUAUUAAAAAUAGCAAAUUGAUUAUUAUCGAUGAGGCCACAAUGAUGACUAAACACGCUUUGCGAUGCAUUGACCGAUUACUUAAAGAUAUUAUGAAAAAUUCCCACCCAUUUGGCGGAAAAGUAAUUUUAUUAGGUGGUGAUUUUAGACAGACUUUACCAGUAGUGCCUAAAGGCUCCAAAGUCGAUAUUAUAGAGUCCUGUAUAAAAAGUUCAUAUUUAUGGAGUCAUUUUAAAAUAAUACAUUUGAUUGAUAAUAUGCGUAUUUCAUCAGAUCAAGUUGAUUACAAUGCUUGGUUACUUAAAAUUGGAGAUGGGCUAUCACGCAGCAAUUCUGAUCUUCCUACAAAUAGUGUUGAAAUCCCACCUUAUUUGCUUGAAAAUGAUUCAUUAAUAAAAUGUGUGUAUGGUAAUUCUAUAGAAAUUGCUGAUAUAGAUAGUCUUUCUACUAAAAUAAUAUUAACCACCAAAAAUAAAAUUGCACUUACCCUCAACAACGAUAUCAUUAAUAUAAUUUCAGGCCCUAUCAAACAUUAUUAUAGUGCAGAUUCCAUUGAAAGCGAUAAUAAGGAUGAUAUAAUGAAUUUUCCACUAGAAUUUUUGCAUUCACAAACUCCAUCCGGUAUGCCACCUCACAAGCUAACACUUAAGGUUGGUACAAUUGUUAUGCUAUUACGCAACUUGAGCCCAAAGAAAGGACUUUGUAAUGGUACCCGUUUAAUCAUACGACAUUUACAUAUUAAUUUUAUCGACGCUGAGGUAUUGACAGGCACUAAUAAGGGUUAUCGAGUUUUUCUCCCACGAAUAGAUCUAGCUCCAAGUGACUCUCAGUUACCAUUUACUUUAAAAAGACGACAGUUUCCUAUAAUUCCCGCUUUUGUGAUUACAAUAAAUAAAAGUCAAGGACAAACUUUUGAUCAUGUAGGCUUAUUCCUCCCUGAGCCCGUCUUUGCCCAUGUACAACUAUAUGUGGCUCUUACUAGAUGUAAAUCUCAAAAUAAUAUGAAAAUUAUGAUUUUGCCAUCAGAAUUACAAGGAAAAAUUUAA